Molecule: messenger RNA, 2424 nt
Organism: Syngnathus acus (greater pipefish)
Lineage: Eukaryota; Metazoa; Chordata; Actinopteri; Syngnathiformes; Syngnathidae
Product: protein LYRIC-like
Exons: 13
Coding region: 89-1801 (570 amino acids)
Biological process (GO): positive regulation of angiogenesis; negative regulation of apoptotic process; regulation of transcription by RNA polymerase II
Cellular component (GO): nucleus
Molecular function (GO): transcription coregulator activity
Source: RefSeq, a predicted model, not a curated record
AUUUCCGUUAGCAUGCGACUGCUAACAGCUACCAGCUAACUGGCUAACCGCUAGCCGCUCCGGUUUUCCGCUUCAUUCGUAGCCCACCAUGGCUGGAGGAGACUGGCGAGGCUUUGCGCUGGAAGAAGCCGAGUUCCUUUCCGGCCGCCUGAAGGACCUGCUGUCCUCCGGGCAAGCAUACGUCGGAAGCCACCUGGGCUUGGACUUGGGUAUGAAGCCCGAGCUGUUCCCGACCUGGCUCAUUCUGACCACGGCCACCGUUAGCGCGCUGCUCUUGCUUGCCGUCACCUGGGCCGCCGUGUGCGGCGGCGGUGGCAGGAGGAGGAAGCGAAGCAUCCUGGUGGUCACUCCCAGUGGCCGUGGCGAUGGGCAUCCCGUCGCCAAGACCACGGUGACCAAGAUGGUUAAAUUGGAAGAGACGAAGAAAAGACACUCCAAGAAAGGGGGGGAGAAGAAACUUCAACCCAACGGACAGCCUGCUGCUGCUGCUGUGCUAGUACAACAGGAAGUCAAAGCCCCGAGGCUUCAUCCGGAUGUGCUUCGCAAGCUGCACCUGCCUUCCAUCAAAACACGGAAGGCGCCCAAUGCGCAGCUGCCCGCACAAGUGAAAAAAGACCAGAAGAAAAGGAAGACGAGUGUAAAACUGGCGCAGCAAGUGAUUGCGCACGACGGGAAAGAAACUGACGAAGGCGCGUGGGAGACCAAAGUGAGUAACCGCGAGAAGAAGCAGCAGCGGCGAAAGGAAAAGGGUGCAGAGCCCUUGAGUGGCUCAGAGGUGACGCACCCUGCCAAAGGCCAUGUGGACUCCACCAGCAAUGUGAAGAAGAAGAAAAACAGAGCAGCUAAUGAGUUUCAAAACUCCAAAUCAGCCGCCAAAGGAGGCAACGGUGUCAACGGCGGAAGCCGGACUGACUUUUCCGCCAAGGUCCCACCAACCCAAACGGGCUUCACCGAGACGAGCAAGUGGGGUGCCCCCUACUGCACCCGAACCGAACCCCGGUCCUGGGCCCAGGAGUCACAAGGCGCCAACAUGAAAUCGGAUCUGGACCCAGCGUCUUUGUCCGUGCUACGACUGAACGCGGCCGCAGAGCCACUGUCUAAGUGCAUGGAGCCGCAAUUGAUGCAUCACGCCGAUGACGAAUGGGCGGGAAUGAAGGGCGAGGACGCCGGCACCGACUGGAACGCCCCCGUCGAGCACUGGGGCAAUUAUGAGGAGCCCCCUGUGGCGAGGGAGCGGACUCCUGCCAACAAGGCGUCGGCAGGCGAGAAGGAGAGCGAGGAUCCGGCAGGGGGUGCCGGAAAGCCCAAGAAGAAGAGGAAAAAGAAGACGAGCGAAGAAGCGGCUCAGGCGGUAAUCAUGGCACCCAAACCUGAAGAUCUUUCCAUCGCUACCUCCAAAAAGCCGAUCAUAUCAUCUUGGAAGGGACCCGAGCAAAAGGCAGCGGCGGCAACAGCAAACAAAGACAAGAAAAAGGAUGGAGAACAAAAUCUGUCUUUGGGACCUCAAGUGACCCCUUUUUCAUUCCUUCAGCUUGCUCGACAUGUGCAAUGGGAAAUGUUUGACCUCUUGCAAGGAGGGAAAAAAGAAGACAUUUCCUCUGUGAUGCACCGGCCAGAGCGGAUGUUCCUGCUGCCGGAGGGGAAUUGGACAUCAAGCUCGCUGACCUUUUCAAGUGUUUGCUGUUUGAGCUGCGGAUGGAAAGCAAUCAAAGGAUUUUGGAGCAAACACACCAAAACAAAACUAGACAAAAUGGACGCUCAUGAAACUGAGCCUGUCAUGGGUCCGGCGCGGCGGUGCUAGCGGCGGUGGCCACGUCAUCACGCCUCCCUCACGUAUGUCCUCACCGCCACCACAUCUCCCAUGAUGCACCUCUGCGCAAAAAACAGUGAGCCCCAUGAGGUACAUCUCUGGAAAUUCAUUCCAUCCUACAAAUGCGGAUCAACAGUCCAAUCACAAGACUCGGAUAUGCUGAAGCAAAUGCUCACCGCUAUUAACUUGCCAUCAGUGACCUCUCUUUCGAUGCGCGUCUCUUUGCUGUCCCAGGUCUGCUUCUGCACGAGUUUGCCGUUCUCCAAGCUGACGACGCUCUGCGCACAAGAGCGAGUCAUUCAGGUCAGCGGACGAAAAUCAACAGAGAAAGGCAAGGCGAGUGUGGGAUUCGAACCCGCGUCUUCCUGUCGUCGGCGGUGGUCUCUUCGAAGGGCUCGUCGAGCUUGAACUUAAUCUCGGACGUCUUGAACGUGCUGUGCGUCUUCAUGCUGAUGGCGCCCCGGUCGUCCACUGUCACGAUCAAGUUGGGCUUGGUACGGUUGCCCACCUGCCGGAUGGCGAAGCCGACACCUGCGCGCCACCACGAGCACACGCCUUGGCUUGGGGGUCCUUGGACGUGCACCUAGCCUGGAAGGCGCUGAGCAUCUCGCUGC